CACGCAUCAACGAGAUCGCCCUUCGACGGCGCGAGACGAUCGAUCGGCGCGCGACAAUGGCACAAAACGAUCGCGAUAGAGAGAUCGCGCAGGAACAAGAGGAACAACACGAACAGGGCAUUGCGGCGGAGGACCUCGCUACAGCAAUUAUGACAGAAGACAUGGCAGACCAGCAAUCUUCUAUAGAAUCUGCGCCUAGUCCUGCUGCCAACCUAUCUCUACCGCCAUUUCUAGCCUAUUCACAGGCACAGUCGCAACUGCAGAUUGGCACGCAGAUUGGCACGCAGAUUGGCACGCAGAUAGGCCCUCAGAUAGGGCCCUAUUCUCAAGGCACACAGGCCUAUUGGGCGUCAAAUCAGGCAGGUUUUUAUGCCUCCUGAAGGGUCAACCACGAACUAGUUUACUAGGAAAACGCUAAUAAACUAGCUCCUUGGCUCCCAGGAACUUUGGAAAGAUUACAUCUAUAAUACUGAAAUAAACAGGUCAGGAAUGUGACGCUGUAUUUAUGAAAUCUAUUUUCACAACACUG
Molecule: messenger RNA, 529 nt
Organism: Cladophialophora immunda
Lineage: Eukaryota; Fungi; Ascomycota; Eurotiomycetes; Chaetothyriales; Herpotrichiellaceae
Exons: 1
Coding region: 57-380 (107 amino acids)
Source: RefSeq, a predicted model, not a curated record